AUGCUCCGUUUGCUUUCAACUCACACCGUGCGCUUAUUUUGCAGCCAUUCUGCUCGAGGCAUAUCCUCUCGAGCACUAGCCACCAGAGCUUCAAUACAAAUCCCAAAGUCACAAAGGGCCAUUGUGUACGAGACACACGGCGGGCCUUUGCUCUACAAAGAGAUCCCCGUGCCCCAACCAAAACCUAACGAAUUACUCGUGAAUAUCAAGUAUUCGGGUGUCUGUCACUCUGACUUGCACUUGUACAAAGGAGAGUGGCCAUUGAAGGUCAAAUUGCCGCUAGUUGGGGGCCACGAAGGUGCUGGUGUGGUUGUGGCCAUGGGGGAAGCCGUGAAGGGCUGGGAGGUUGGCGAUUUGGCUGGAAUCAAGUGGUUGAACUCGCUGUGCCAGCUGUGCGAGUAUUGUACUUCUGGCCACGAGCCCGUGUGUUCUACUUCGGUGAUUUCGGGAUGCCACCAGGACGGAACGUUCCAGCAGUAUGCCGUGGCAGAUGCAAUUCAGGCAGCCAGAAUCCCCAAGGGCGUGAACAUGGCUGAAGUGGCCCCAAUUCUCUGUGCUGGGCUCACCACGUACAAGGCAAUGAAAGAGCUGGGAGCCAAAGCAGGCAAUUGGGUUGCCAUUGUGGGUGCCGGCGGUGGUUUGGGCAGCUUGGCCGUCCAGUAUGCGAAGGCAAUGGGGUUCAUGGUGUUGGGUAUAGAUGGAGGGAAGGAUAAGACGCAGUGGGCGAAGUCUUUGGGUGCCCAUGAAGUGGUGGAUUUCACAACGGUGCCUGAUUUGCCCAGAACUGUGGUGGAGAAAACCGGUGGAGGCGCUCAUGCUGUGAUCAACGUCUCGGCUUCUGCUACAGCGCUUCAGCAGGCUUUUGCCUACGUGAGACCUACGGGCUCGAUAGUGUUGGUGGGGAUCCCGGGGAAACCAAUCAUCGACUUGCCAAUUCUCCCUACCGUGAGCAGACAGUUGAAAAUUGUCGGGUCCAUGGUGGGAAACAGGAAAGACACUCAAGAGGCUCUUGAGUUUUUUGCUCGAGGAUUGAUCAAGUCUCCAGUCAAGGUAGCUGGGUUGUCCGAGUUGCCCAGGAUCUUUGAAGAGAUGGACAAGGGAGUCAUCUUGGGUCGCUACACGGUCGAUACAUCGAAGUAA
Messenger RNA from Candidozyma auris, 1140 nucleotides. RefSeq names its product zinc-dependent alcohol dehydrogenase. The transcript has a single exon. NCBI's taxonomy places the organism in Eukaryota, Fungi, Ascomycota, Pichiomycetes, Serinales, Metschnikowiaceae. The record is from RefSeq and is a predicted model, not a curated record. Gene Ontology annotation, molecular function: zinc ion binding; oxidoreductase activity. Bases 1 to 1140 code for a protein of 379 amino acids.